GCCAUGGCGGUGGCAUUGGAUGCAGUAUGGGUGCGGGUGAAGGGGGUUUGCAAACAGAACGGUCUGCUGAUACUCUCAGUGCUGGCUGUCAUCAUCGGGUGCCUGCUGGGGUUCUUUCUGCGCACCAAGCAGCUCUCUGAGCAGGAAGUGAAGUACUUCCAGUUCCCGGGAGAGCUCCUGAUGAGGAUGCUGAAGAUGCUGAUUCUGCCUCUCGUUGUGUCCAGUUUGAUGUCAGGCUUGGCCGCCCUGGAGCCUAAGUGUUCCAGCAGGCUGGGGCUCAUCACUGUCUCCUACUACCUGUGGACCACCUUCCUGGCAGUGGUGGUGGGCAUUGUCAUGGUGCUGAUCAUCCACCCGGGCGGCGUGGCCCAGAAAGAGGACAGUGAGGACAGCAGCAAGCCCAUCAUGAGCUCCGCCGACGCCCUGCUCGACCUUAUACGGAACAUGUUUCCAGCCAAUCUGGUUCAAGCCACCUUUCAGCAGUACCGCACCAACAGUGUCCCCAUCAUGAAGACACCCAAGACCACGGUCAGCAGCCUGACAGAGACAACCACACGCCGGCCUCUCAUCUAUGAUGUACAGGACGAUAAUGGCUCUGAUGUCCAGAACUUCCAGCUGGACCUGACGCCUCCACCGGACGUGGUGUUCCGCACGCUGCCCGGUACCAGCGAAGGCAUGAACGUACUGGGCAUCGUCAUCUUCUCCGCUACAAUGGGCAUUAUGCUGGGUAGGAUGGGGCCUAACGGCAGCGCACUGGUCAACUUCUGCCAGAGUCUGAACGAGGCCGUGCUGAAAAUAGUGGCCAUAGUCAUCUGGUAUUUCCCUUUCGGAAUCGUGUUCCUGGUGGCGGGAAAGAUCCUAGAGAUGAGCGACCCAUCAGACAUGGGAAAGAAGCUGGGCUUUUACGCCAUCACCGUGGUGAUGGGCCUCAUCCUCCAUGGCCUCUUCAUCCUGCCCAGUAUGUACUUCUUCAUCACCAAGAAGAGCCCCAUCGUCUACAUCAGAGGGAUCCUGCAGGCCCUGCUUAUCUCCUUGGCAACCUCUUCCAGCUCUGCCACGCUGCCUAUCACCUUUAAGUGCCUGCUGGAGAACAAUCACAUCGACCGCCGCAUCAUCCGCUUCGUAUUGCCUGUGGGAGCCACGAUCAACAUGGAUGGAACGGCACUCUAUGAGGCUGUAGCGGCCAUCUUCAUCGCUCAGGUCAACAAUUACGAGCUGGACUUUGGCCAGAUCAUCACUAUCAGUAUCACGGCAACAGCUGCCAGCAUCGGCGCUGCUGGGAUUCCACAGGCAGGUCUGGUCACCAUGGUGAUAGUUCUGACAUCCGUCGGCCUGCCCACCGAUGACAUCACGCUUAUCAUCGCUGUGGACUGGGCCUUAGACAGGUUCCGAACUAUGGUGAAUGUGAUGGGGGAUGCCCUCGCUACAGGAAUUAUGGCACAUAUCUGCAGAAAGGACUUUAUGCAAGAGGGAGAUGGGGUUCCCCUAAUUUGUGAGACUAAGCCCAUCAACAUUCAGCAGCUGAUGAACUGUCAGCAGAACAAUGGCAACUUCCAGCCUCCACCACCAGGAGGCAAGCCUGAGCAUGUCCCACCAGACGUGGCACGACUCAUGCAGCUUGAAGAGGGAAUGCGACCCCCACCUCCAGAGCGCAAAAAGCCUCCAAUUCCUCCUCGGCACCUCAAGCACAAAGACAAGGACCACUGCGCCAUUGACAUGAAUGGUCUGGAGACUAAUGUAUAG
Messenger RNA from Colossoma macropomum (tambaqui), 1743 nucleotides. RefSeq names its product solute carrier family 1 member 7b (gene slc1a7b). Gene Ontology annotation, molecular function: glutamate:sodium symporter activity; neutral L-amino acid transmembrane transporter activity; L-glutamate transmembrane transporter activity. The record is from RefSeq and is a predicted model, not a curated record. NCBI's taxonomy places the organism in Eukaryota, Metazoa, Chordata, Actinopteri, Characiformes, Serrasalmidae. Gene Ontology annotation, biological process: L-glutamate transmembrane transport. Gene Ontology annotation, cellular component: plasma membrane.